AUGUCGUUCGUAGACCAUUUACAAGGUCUAUUCGACAAUCCCAACAUCCCGUGGAAAGCGGUGAUUUCCGCCUUUACUUUGGGCCAAUUUGCGUUUGAAACGUAUUUGAACUACCGUCAAUACCGCACUUUGGGAAAGAAAACUCUUCCUAAGACCCUGGAAGCUGAAAUCGAUGCAGAAACCGUGAAUAAGGCCAAUGAGUACUCGCGUUCGAAAAUGAAGUUCAGCUUUUUGUCAAGCACGUUCAGCUUGGUGGAAAACUUGGCAGUGAUCAAGUACGACUUGUUUCCUCGUGUGUGGCAUUUAGGUGUUGCCAUCGCUCGCAAGCUUCCUUUCCAAGUGUUGACAACGUCUACCAUCGCCCAAAGUCUUGUUUUCUUCACCGUAUUGUCCAAUCUGUCUACCGUCAUGCAAUUACCUUUCUCUUACUACGAACACUUUGUUUUGGAGGAGAAGUAUGGUUUUAACAAACUCAGCAUAAAACUGUGGAUUUCUGACAAGAUCAAGGGCUCUAUUUUGGGCGCUGCUUUGGGUAUGCCGCUAACCUACGCUUUUCUCAAGAUUUUUGACACUUUCCAAACCAAUUUCCUCGCAUAUAUCUGUGGAUUUGUGCUUGUGGUCCAGAUCCUGGCUAUGACUUUAGUUCCUGUGCUUAUCAUGCCACUAUUCAACAAGUUUACACCUUUGGAAGACGGAGAACUCAAGAAAUCUAUCGAAGCUCUUGCACGUCGCGUUAACUUCCCAUUGGACAAGAUUUUUGUUGUGGACGGUUCCAAACGGUCUUCUCACUCCAACGCCUACUUCACUGGACUUCCUUUCACAAGCAAACGCAUUGUGCUGUACGACACCCUUGUGAAGGAUUCGUCCGUGGAUGAGAUCACCGCCGUGCUAGCUCACGAAAUCGGACAUUGGCAGAAAAAUCACAUUUUGCGUAUGCUUGCCUUCAGUGAAGUCCACAUCGCCUUCUUGUUUUCGCUUUUCACUGCAGCGUACCAGAACAAGUCUCUCUACGCGGCAUUCGGCUUUUUCUUGGGUCGGGGAGCCCCUGCCAACAGCGCAACGGUCAUCACCCCACAAUUGCCAGUUUUGAUCGGCUUCAUGCUGUUCAACGACCUUUUGCAGCCUUUGGAAUGUGGUUUGAAUUUUGGUAUUAAUUUGAUCUCCAGACUGCAUGAGUACCAGGCUGACGCAUACGCCAAGAACCUGGGCUACACAAAGGAUCUGUGUCGUGCACUGAUCAACUUGCAAGUCAAGAAUUUAUCUACCAUGAAUGUCGACUCACUGUUUUCAAGCUACCACUACUCCCAUCCUACUCUUCCUGAACGUUUGGAGGCUCUUGAAUACAUAAGUGAACGCAAGGUCGAGUAG
Molecule: messenger RNA, 1368 nt
Organism: Lachancea lanzarotensis
Lineage: Eukaryota; Fungi; Ascomycota; Saccharomycetes; Saccharomycetales; Saccharomycetaceae
Gene: STE24
Product: LALA0S09e04302g1_1
Exons: 1
Coding region: 1-1368 (455 amino acids)
Biological process (GO): CAAX-box protein processing
Cellular component (GO): endoplasmic reticulum membrane
Molecular function (GO): metalloendopeptidase activity
Source: RefSeq, a predicted model, not a curated record